Molecule: messenger RNA, 1581 nt
Organism: Mesorhabditis spiculigera
Lineage: Eukaryota; Metazoa; Nematoda; Chromadorea; Rhabditida; Rhabditidae
Source: the annotation of a GenBank genome assembly
AUGCAGUUGCGGGGCGAGAUAUUGAGGACGACCAUUAUUAAGGGUCCCAAAGGGCUCGGCUUCACGUUGAUCGGGAAUGACGCGAGCAGUAAAGGGGAUGAAUUCAUCCAGGUGAAAUCCAUCCUUGCCGGAGGUCCAGCUGCGUCAAAUGGUGUCCUCCAGCCGGGCGACGUCCUCGUCAGGGUCAACCAGAAUUUGCUGCUUGGCGCGACACAGGCGGACGCGUGCCAGAUCUUCGUCUCAAUCCCCCAGGGCGAGCCUGUCGACCUGGAAGUGUGCCGUGGCUACCCUCUAGUAAUCGACCCAGCCAACCGUAUCGUCACCCAAUCCGUCUACGAUGGCCAUCGCAAUGACGACCUGUUCGAUAUCUCCAUCACCAAGGGCACCGAGGGGUUCGGCUUCACCAUUGCUGAUAAUGCUAAUGGCCAGCGCGUUCGGAAGAUCAUCUACCCGGCGCAGUGCCCGAAUCUGCUGGAGGGCGACGUCAUCUGCGAGCUGGACGGGCGGGACAUGGACCAGCCUUUCAACCACAUGACGGUUAAUUUGAUUCGAAAACCACAAGGUUUCGGCUUCCGAUUGUUGGGUGGGAAUGAGACCGGCACGCAGCUGACGGUUGGCCAGAUUGUCCCUGGUGGAGCUGCAGCUGAUGAUGGACGGCUGAAAGAAGGUGAUGAGAUCAUGGAAAUCGACGGUGUCAGCGUGGAGGGAGCGGCGCAUGGAGAUGCGGUUGGACUGCUCGAAAAGGCCGCGCGGCAGCAGCACGUUAAGCUGCUGGUCAGGAGGCAUCAGAUGAAUGGCAUCGACAGCGCCCGUUCCGCCUCACUUCCCCCUUCCAUGAGCCCACAUGCCGGAAAUAUUGCCCAGGAGUACGACGUAGUACUCGAACGACAAGAAACCGAGGGCUUCGGCUUUGUAAUCCUGUCAAAUAUGGUGCGAAGAGCCUCCAACAUUGGCGAGCUGAUCCCCGGUUCGCCGGCAGCGCGCUGUGGUCGUCUACGGGUGGGCGAUCGGGUGCUGCGAGUUAAUGGGAAUGACAUUGCUGGGCUGCCGCAUGCGGAUAUCGUCAACCUGAUCAAGAACGCCGGCCUAACCGUCCGCCUUACCGUAUGCCAAGACACGGGCCCGGCGAUGCCGAAAGGCGCCGCGGGACCCACCUAUGCCCCCAGCUACUCGCACCCCACGCCCGUAUACGGUGGCUACAGCACUAUACAACAGACACCAUCACACUCAACCCUUCCCCCUCCAAUCCACUCCGCCAUGCGCAGUAAUGGGUAUUCACCAUACGACGCUGCCCCUCCCGGCCACCAGGAGGACGACCUGAUGGUGGAGCUGGAACGAGGGACGCGGGGCUUCGGCUUUUCGAUUCGAGGAGGCCACGAGUUUGGCAAGAUGCCGCUUUUCGUGCUGCGGAUCGCUGAGGACGGCGCGGCAGCUGCGGAUGGACGUCUUCGUGUCGGCGACCACUUGGUGGAGAUCAACGGCACCGAUACACGUGGUCUCUCCCAUGAAGAAGCCAUCAACCUCAUCAAGCAGCACCCAACUGUACGGCUACGCAUCGCCCGCCAUCGACUACCCACGCAU